Molecule: messenger RNA, 1978 nt
Organism: Lobosporangium transversale
Lineage: Eukaryota; Fungi; Mortierellomycota; Mortierellomycetes; Mortierellales; Mortierellaceae
Product: S-adenosyl-L-methionine-dependent methyltransferase
Exons: 4
Coding region: 32-1975 (647 amino acids)
Biological process (GO): protein methylation; pseudouridine synthesis
Cellular component (GO): mitochondrion
Molecular function (GO): pseudouridine synthase activity; protein methyltransferase activity; RNA binding
Source: RefSeq, a predicted model, not a curated record
AUGCAUUCCUUAGUUUUUUGCAUCGGAUCCCAUGAGGUCAUUCCAGGCACAAGUCAAGCAGGAGGACAAUGGGACCCGAGUCUGGAAAUUCGUGCUCGCACAAUGGAAGACCGUUGUCAAGUCUCGAGAACAGAUGCGUCGAUGCUUUAAACGAGGCGAGGUGUCUGUCAAUGGCGUAGUUGCGGAAGUAACUAGGAUCCUUGUAACAGGCGAUCUGGUCCAAAUCAAAUUUGAUGCUCAGGCUGCACAUGAGUCCGUCUAUGGGAAAGAAAAACUUGAGAUCUGCUAUGAAGAUAAUGAUCUCGCAGUAAUCAUCAAGCCCUCGGGAAAAACAAUGGUUGCUGUGGGAUUUAUGUUGCCCUUCUCACUCACUCCGAGUAUUAAUGCUGAGCCAGGAAAUGGAGAGGAGAAGAUGGAUGAAAAUAAAAGCCAGCUCAAGAUGGACGCAACUUCGACAGUACUGCUUGAACUUGACAAGCAAGGCACAUCUCCAACCUCAAAUGAAGAUGAGUGGACUUCUCCGGAGCAUGAUCUCGGACAAGAGAAUGAGCUUAGUGAUGAUGAUAGCGACGAGUUCGCUGCAUUUGAUGUACCUUCCAACAUUUCGCCAACUCUUGGGCAACAGAAUUGCCUCCCAUGUGCAAUCCAUGGGGUUGAAAAGGCUUCAAACGGACUUGUUCUUAUUGCAAAGACUGCAGAGAUGCGCUCAACGCUUAUGCAGAUGCACAACAGCGGCAAAAUCACCAGAACUUUCAGGGUCAUAUGUCAUGGAGGUUGGUCACGAGAUGGGGCUCAGGAAAUAGAAAAUGAUAUGCAGCAUCCUCUCGUUUAUGAUGAAGGAAGUAUGAUUCCUGUGAAUCCUGGAUUUUUAGAUGCAAAGUGUAUAGAGUCUAUACGUGUUGUUAAAGUGACUCCAUCCAACGAAGCAGGAAGUCUCUCUACUCUGGAUGUCGUGCUACGGUCGCCAUUUUUGGGUGUCAAUGUACGUCGGUACCUCAUGUCCGCACACCAUCCUGUUAUAGGAGACAGCGGCAAUACAAAACCUCUCAAAGCAAAUCGCAACAAAGGCCUGCUAUCAUGCCUUGCCAAGGUAGAAUUUAUCCAUCCUAAUCUCAACAUUCCCAUCACUGUCCAUUUGGAGGAGCCAGUCAAAUUUGAGCAGCUGAGGAUACGUGAGCAAAAGGCGUGUCUACGUCGUCAGGCGAAUGACCUGGCGGAACUCAAAAAAGGGGGUUUGGAACUUACACAAACAUAUAGUCGUGCUUCCGAGUUACCUAUCGCAUAUCUGGUGGGCGAGAAGGAUUUUUGUGAUAUGCGGUUCAAAGUAUCACCAUCGACGUUAAUCCCCCGCGCCAGCACAGAAACACUUGUUCAUACUGCCAUCUCACUUGCAAAGGAUCGAUCGAUCAAAAUCCUUGAUGUGGGGACAGGAAGCGGCUGUUUGCUAUUGGCUUUGCUAAAGAACCUUCCUACAUCUAUUGGAGUUGGUAUAGAUAUCAGCCAAGAGGCACUCGAAAUAGCCCAAAUCAACUGUCAAAUGCAUGGCCUGACAAAUCGAGCUUUAUUCGAGAUAGGGGAUCUUGGACAGCUGGAUAGCACUCCUAGUCUUUUCAAAUCAUUUGAUCUCCUUGUGUGUAACCCACCUUACUUGGAUAGCAGUAAAGCAGAAAAGCUGAAGAAACUAUUUGAUGGCACGGAGCAUGAACCACCAAUAGCCCUAUUUGCAAGUAGUGAAGGCUAUGGAGCAUAUGAACUAUUGGCUGCAAGCUUGUUCCGCAACCUUUGCACUCCUGCUGAGCGCCGUGUUAUGGCCGAUGGAGCGCACGUCAUCCUAGAAAUUGGCAGUGGAAUGGGCCAACGUGUCCGGGAAUUAUUCAAGUUUUUACGUUUUGUAGAAUCAUUUAGGGACAAGCAAGACUCUGAGCGAUGCCUUGUGUUUGCGCUACCAGAGGCUAGGCCUGUAGAUUAUCAAUAAAAG